This is a messenger RNA of Rhodotorula graminis WP1, 1484 nucleotides long. RefSeq lists its product as uncharacterized. NCBI's taxonomy places the organism in Eukaryota, Fungi, Basidiomycota, Microbotryomycetes, Sporidiobolales, Sporidiobolaceae. The record is from RefSeq and is a predicted model, not a curated record. Bases 1 to 1452 code for a protein of 483 amino acids. The transcript is spliced from 3 exons.
AUGCCGCCAAAGGAGGGCUCGCUGUCGUCCAUCGUCGCCUCGCUCGUGCGCGCACAGGUCGGCGCCUCGUCGUCAUCAUCCGCCGCCGCCGUCCCCGACGACCAGCUCGACCGCCACGUCGCCGACCUGCUCCUUCAGGAGGCCAAGCGCAAGGACUCGCAGUGGAACCAGCAGGGCACGCGAGCCUAUUACGACCCGGAAAAGGAGCGCAACGCCCCGCUCCGCAAGCCCAACACGCGCUUCCUCACCUCGGUCAUUCGCAACGUCGACGACCACAACGCCGCCCUGCGCCGCGCCGACCAGCUCGCAGCCCGCAAGCGCGACCAGGACGAGCGCGACGCCGCAGAGCGCUGGAGGCGCGACCAGCGCAUCGGCUCGAGUCGCGCGACCGACGGCGAUGUGUGGCGGGAGCGAGCGGGCGAGGACGAGGAUCGGCGAGGGCGGGACGAGGCCGACGACGAGCGGCGCCACGAGCGUACCAGAAAGGCCGACCUCGAGCCCGCCGAUGCGCGCGAGCGGUCUCCGCGCAGGAGCCGACGUCGGUAUCUCGACGGCGGUGACCGCGAAGACGCCGAGCACGAGAUGCGCAGGGCGGCUCGCCGUCACCGCGACGACGACGAGCGGCGCUCGCACCGCAGCUCGAGGGGCGACUCGCGCAGGUCGCGCUCGCCUCGCGUUCGUCGCUCGCGUGACGACGACGACGAUCGCGAGCACGAUGGGCGUCGCCGCACCCGUCGCGAACGGUCGCCCGCCGACGAUGUCGACCGCGAGCGGCACGGGCGGGAUCGAGACCCCCACCGCUCGAGCCGCGACGAGCGCAGCCACCGCUCGAGUGCGAGCGGUAAGGAGAAGCGCGACGGGUCGGCGGCCGGCUCGGCGGCGCCCGAGGGGCGCGACCGGGACAAGGGCAAGGAGCGAGCGGUCGACGACGUGUUUGCCGAGCUCGAGGACGAGGUGUCGCGCGAGGGGUCCUCUCACGCCUCGAAACGCCGGCGCCGCUCGCCAUCUGCCCCUCUCCCGGCCUCGCCUCCUCCUUCUCCACCCUCGGCUCCCGUCCCGUCCAAGAUGGACAAGUACUUCUCGCCCACGUACGACCCGGCCCUCGAUUUCACGCUCGCCGACGUGACCGACUCGUCGACGGGCCUGAUCGCGCCCGGCGGGUUCGACGGCUGGGACCGCAUGGUCGACGUCGUGCGCGCGCGCAAGGAGGACAAGCGCGAGAGCGAGGCGAGGGACAAGGCGCUCAGGAGGGCCGAGAGGGAGAGGGUCAGGAGGGAGCGCGAGGAGAGGAGGAGCCGGGGCGGCGGGAAGAGGGCGAGGAGCGGUGCGAGCGACGCUGAGGAUCAGGAGGAGGAGGUCGGGGCGAGGUACGAUCCCAAAAGCGGGCUCAUGGAGAUGCGGUACUCGCGAGGCGCUCGCGAGUGGGACAAGGGCAAGGAGACGCCGACGUAGUCUGCAACGCCGACCUUCCCUUCUCUCGCCUC